AUGCACCACUAUAACAUACCAAUCAACACCGGGGUUGCGACCAAAAACACUAACUUCGGGUAUUUACUACUCCAGACCAACUUUACAAACGGGAACAACGUAGCAAUUGUGACUACGUUGACUCACAAUCAACUGGGAUCCUCUUCGUCCGGUCCUAACAAACGCAAGGCUCAGAACUCUGAUAUUCCGACCACGUCAAUUGAAAUUGAUUUCGGUACAAAUGGUGCAGCUUCAACGGCGGUGCAGCCAAAGGUGGAGCCCAGCCGGUCGCUCUCGAGAAAGUCAAGCCUGAGGCCGUCUCGGUCAAAGGAGCCAAGGGAACCAAAUGGGAAUGUGAGCGCGUCGCCUUCCUCGAGCCGGUCAAGCUUAAGACUGUCCAGGACAAAGGACACAACCACAAAGACUGAUCGGCUAUCCACUCCGAGCGCAGCAAUUAGAGCAACGCCUCAGAUUGUUAUCCCGUCGUCCGCGAAACGGACAAAGCAACUGCUGGAGCUUCCCAUCUCUGGUGAAGAACCCAAAUUAAAGGGAGUGUCAGAGGAAUACUUUCCUAUUAGCCGAGUGGAGAAACAGAAGGCUUUGAAAAGAGCUUAUCCCAAGCGUGACAAGGUCGACCGGAGCAUAAUUCCAUUCUGCACCUCAUCUGAGUCCGCUCCGUCAAUCCCUCAGCCUGACCCGAUAGCCUUCUUGCGGGCUAACCUCGAUGAAAGGCUACGGCAAAUUGACGGGCCAGCGGUCACAUUUGACAUCGACGAUGAGAGACUUGCGAUGCUUUCUACCACUUUUGGCUUUGUGAAUGACUACCUUCUUCUUGACGGUGUGACGCGUGUCCCGGAAGGCUUCCAUUAUGGUUGUAAUUGCUCCGGCUCUGGCCCCUGCGACCUCACAACCUGUGACUGUCUUUUUGAAGAGGAGGAAUCGAAUCAGAAGAUUUCCACAUAUCACCCACUGGAGAACGGACAAUUUGUGCUUAACCCCAGCUUUUUGGAGCGUCGUUCGAAAAUCGCCGAGUGCUGUUCACUGUGCAGUUGUAAGGGCCUCGAAAGCGGCUGUUGGAAUACGGUUGUUCAGCGUGGUCGUCAGGUCCGAUUCGAAAUCUUUGAUACGGGACCUCGUGGUAAUGGUCUUCGCUCCCCAGACCCUAUCAUAGCCGGUCAAUUCAUCGACCGGUACCUCGGUGAAGUUCUCACGCAAGAAGCCGCGGAUGCCCGCGAAGCCACUAAUAACAUGGGCCAAUCUUACCUCUUUGUCCUCGACUGGAAGCAGGAAGAUCAGGACGAGGAUGACGACGAGGGUGACGAACAUAAGCCCGAUCAAAAAUUUUACGUUGUUGAUGGUCAAAAGUUCGGCUCACCCACCCGCUUCAUUAAUCACUCCUGCAACCCUAAUUGCAAAAUCAUCCCCGUGUCCACUACAGAGCCGGGUGAUGAUAGCCUUUACCACCUCGCCUUUUUCGCCCUGUGCGAUAUUCCCCCGGGCACCGAGUUGACCUUUGACUACAAUCCCUUCUGGGUUGAUACAGAUACAGAUACAGAUGAGGAGAAGGAUAAGGAUAAGGAAAAGGAAAAGGUCGACCCGAACGCCGUUACUUGCCUUUGUGGCGAGGACAACUGUCGUGGCCAGCUAUGGCCUAACGCGCGUAAGCAAGGCCCGGGCGUUAAGUCUAGCCCUAAUGCUAAGGCUAAGACGGCCAAAAAAAGCCACGGCAAGAAUUCAAAGAAAUAA
Penicillium pulvis is the source of this 1725-nucleotide messenger RNA. RefSeq lists its product as uncharacterized. The record is from RefSeq and is a predicted model, not a curated record. Gene Ontology annotation, molecular function: protein binding. Lineage: Eukaryota; Fungi; Ascomycota; Eurotiomycetes; Eurotiales; Aspergillaceae. The transcript is spliced from 2 exons. Bases 1 to 1725 code for a protein of 574 amino acids.